Striga asiatica is the source of this 2139-nucleotide messenger RNA. Lineage: Eukaryota; Viridiplantae; Streptophyta; Magnoliopsida; Lamiales; Orobanchaceae. The record is from the annotation of a GenBank genome assembly.
AUGGCGUCGCUAAAUCUGAACCCAAACCCGUUAUUAAAACCUUCAUCUUUCUCCGUCGGCCGGAAGAAGAACCCGUUAUUCAAUUUCAAACCUUCAUCUUUCCCCAUCAGUUUGAACAAGAAUAACAAGAGUAAGUUGAAUUUGUGCAAAACUUUCUCUAUCACUGAUGACAAUUGGUUGCAUACAAGUUUGUUUCAAUCGAAGAGGAGGAGCAAGUUUAUUAUUGCGGAGGACCCAAGCAUGGAAGAGACGAACUACGUGGUAGUUUCAAUCGACAAAGAGAAUCUGGAGCCCACAAUAUUAACUAAGAUUGAUAAUCCCUUUCCAGACCCUGUCUUUCAUCCAUAUGAGUCUUGCAAGGGUUUGAUUUUACUUUUGUAUGAUAACACUUGGAAUAAAUAUCACGACGACCUUCACCAAGAGGAUAUUUGGACCCAAGAGGCUCUUUGGAAUCCCACAACAAACGAACUCAAAAUCCUUCCUACUUCUCCCGCAACCUUGGACCCGAGCGAGCCAUUCUCGAGAAUUCACGUGAACGGCACUUAUUACUGGUUAAAUAACUUAGACGACUAUUUUAUCCAGUCUUUUAACUUUUCUACCGAGAAGUUUGAGUCCUAUCGUGUUCCUAUGCCCCCUAGCGAGAAGUUGGAAAAAUUUUGUGAUAAGAGGCUCGUUGAAUAUUGGGGCUCGCUCGGUUUUUUGGCUUCGACUACUUUGUGGGUAGAUGACGAGAUGCAUAAUGCUUUAGAACUUUGGGUGUGGGACGACGUGAGUUUGUCGUGGGCCCAAGAGUCCACGUGUCUCGUCGAUAAGAUGAGUAGUUAUAUGGGCCUCUUUGAGAAUGAUAAGUUGUUUUAUCUACAACCAGGGGGUGAUUUGACGGUCCAAGAUUGUGCAAUGAAUACGGAGAUGAACAUAUCGAAUGUCUGUAGUCAUGAUGUGUACCGCCUAAUGUUAGAGAAAGGAGAACAAAUACCAAUUUCCGCAUCCGUCCAUGGAAGACAGAACACGGAUGAGAAGCCGCUAUGCUUACUACCGGUACUGAUAAUUGAGUUCAAUGAAAAGGUCUCAAUGAAGAGAAGAAGGAACUACAAGAGGAAGGUUCCGUACCGAAGAAGAAGUAACAAAGACAGUUCCUCCGGGCAGAUCCGCGUCAACAGCCUCCGUACGCGCGUGUUCCGUGACCCAGCGAGCAAACCCGUUAAACCGGUCUGGGUUGAGGUUCAGAUAGGAUCCCCCCUUUUCGUCCCCGACGGUACUACGCCGCGUACCUACAAAGAACUCUCACCGGCGUGCUGCUAUGAUGUAAGGUGCAGUCGUCCAGAGAUUGGAUAUUCAGAUUCAGAUUUUGCUGGGUGCCUUGACAGUCGCAAGUCAACGUUUGGCUAUGUGUUUCUCCUCGCCGAAGGAGCAAUAUCAUGGAAAAGUGCCAAACAGUCUGUCAUAGCUGCAUCUACUAUGGAGGCUGAAUUUGUAGCUUGUUUUGAUAUCCUACUUGUCUUCCCCGGCAACGGCGCCGAUUUUGUUGUAGCAAAAUAUAUUUUUACCGAAUACAGUUUUGUCGUUAGGGUUUUCGACAUAAACUGCGAUUUCGCGUCGCGAGCUGGGCGGUCAUGUCGCGUCGCGGCUGGUCAUCCGUCGGUUCUGAAUGACGAACAAGGCUCUCAAGACACAUCAUCAGGGGCUGCGUGCGGGUCACCGGGCUGCAGGAUCGUCGCGGGGUGGCUGCGUGCAGGCUGCGUCUUGUGUGCGGCUGGCAUCCACGUCUCGCAGUCGGCGUGCGGUUGUCUCGAGGUCCCCUCUGCUCCUUUGGCUGGUCUGACCGAACUAGUCGGGCCAAAUAGAGCGGAUCAUGUGGGGUCCUCCGACAUCGAGGAGCGUGCUGGACCGGGUUUUCUACCACCCGCGACUGGGAUGCACGGUGGCUGCUGGGAUGGGCUCGGCUUGCCUGGGGGCUGCACACCGUGCGGUGGGGCUGUUGCAUGGAUUGGGCAUGCGGCUAUGUACGUUCGUGGUCAGAUCAGAAAAGUUCCUGGAAAACCUGGUCACGGAGAAAGGACACUAUCAUUUGAUGUGAAUAACAUAUUUGUCUCGACCAAACAAACUUUUCGAAGCAGCAAGAAAACGGAUGCGCGUUAG